Phanerochaete carnosa HHB-10118-sp is the source of this 578-nucleotide messenger RNA. RefSeq lists its product as uncharacterized. The transcript is spliced from 4 exons. Gene Ontology annotation, biological process: proteolysis. Gene Ontology annotation, molecular function: serine-type carboxypeptidase activity. The coding region runs from base 96 to 452 and encodes 118 amino acids. NCBI's taxonomy places the organism in Eukaryota, Fungi, Basidiomycota, Agaricomycetes, Polyporales, Phanerochaetaceae. The record is from RefSeq and is a predicted model, not a curated record.
GGAGACCUCUGCUAUACCAAGAUAGUGUAAAGUGCGACCUAGAUGGGUAAGUCUGAGGUCAAGCGCGCACCUAGAGUCCUGCAGCGACAAAGUAAAUGGAUACCUCAAUCGUGCGCGGUGGCAGCAUGCGAAAUAGCACCGCGCUGUUGCCCGAGCUGGUCGACGGCGGCAUGCGGCUGCUUAUUUACGCUGGAAACGGAGACAUAGGUUGCAAUCACAUGGGCAGCAAAGUGUGGGUAUCGAAGCUCCCGAACCGGCUCCACGCAGAGUCCGAAGCGAGCGAGCCCGAACUUUGGACGAUGCUCACGUCGAGACGUGUAGCAGGCGAAGUUCGCAGCGCUGGUGGGGGCAAGUUUGGUGCCGGAAAAGUUAGAUUCGUCCAAAUAUACAGAGCAGGGCACAUGGCGUCGUUUGACCAGCCAGAAGCUGCCGUCGAUCUCUUCACGUGCUAGAUCAUGAAUUUACCUCUGACUUUCAGUCUUCAAUGAAACGAGCAAAGUCGCGUGCUAGAACAAAUACACAAAUCAAUUCUCAGUAGUAACACAAAAAUCAAAAAUCAACACGCUUGUAUAUAUAUG